Messenger RNA from Lycium barbarum (goji berry), 646 nucleotides. RefSeq names its product flowering-promoting factor 1-like protein 3. The record is from RefSeq and is a predicted model, not a curated record. The transcript has a single exon. Gene Ontology annotation, biological process: regulation of flower development. NCBI's taxonomy places the organism in Eukaryota, Viridiplantae, Streptophyta, Magnoliopsida, Solanales, Solanaceae. The coding region runs from base 113 to 427 and encodes 104 amino acids.
CACACCCUCUUCCUUUCAAGCCAUCUUACAAACUGUAUAUAGAGAAAUAUUCUUAUUCUCUUUUCCUCCACAAACCAAAAUUCUUGCAUCUCACAUCCAUCAAAUUACUAAUAUGUCUGGAGUUUGGGUAUUCAAGAAUGGCGUUGUCCGGCUUGUGGAGGGUGACUGCCAAGGGGCAACCAGUCGCCGGAAAGUGCUUGUACACCUUCCUAGUAAUGAAGUAAUCACAUCAUAUGCGGUGCUUGAAAGGAAGUUGUACUCUCUUGGAUGGGAGAGGUACUAUGAUGAUCCUGACCUUCUUCAGUUUCACAAAAGAUCCACUGUUCAUCUUAUUUCUCUCCCAAAGGAUUUCAACAGGUUUAAGUCCAUGCACAUGUAUGAUAUUGUUGUUAAGAAUCGCAACGAGUUUGAAGUUAGAGACAUGUAAAAAGAAAUAAAAAGGAAGAAGCUAAGGGGUUGAUUUGAAGUCACUCUUCCAGUGUGUUGUUUUGGGGUUUGUUCAAUUCUAUCUUGGGGAGUUGGGGGUGAUUUUCCAGUGUGUUUUAAUUAGGUUUUUAUCUUUAAUUUGCGGUUUGUUUCACAAUGCAGCAAAUGUUGGAAAGUUGUAAGGAAAGAAUAUUGUAUAUUUAAAAGGUUGUUUGGAUUU